Amaranthus tricolor (Joseph's coat) is the source of this 1255-nucleotide messenger RNA. Its product is annotated as monothiol glutaredoxin-S1-like. The record is from RefSeq and is a predicted model, not a curated record. Lineage: Eukaryota; Viridiplantae; Streptophyta; Magnoliopsida; Caryophyllales; Amaranthaceae. The transcript has a single exon. Bases 631 to 948 code for a protein of 105 amino acids.
CCAAUGGAGAAUCUAUUUUUACAAUGUAAUGUAUAUAAGUUCAUAUUAUCUCGAAUCUAAACAUGAUCUCUGUAUCAUGUAGAGUCAUGAACAGAGAGAUUUCUUCAAAAGAUAUAUACGAGUAUAGUGAAACCCUCUAUAUUUCAUAUGAUACCUUUGAGCAUCAAGUUGUUACUAACAUCAGCAGCUACUGCAAGUGCCAUAGUAAAAAAAACAAAAAAAUAUAAAAUCUGCAUAGCAAAAAAUGAUUCUUUCUCAGCAUAUCCACAUAUCAAAAUGCUUCUGUAAAACACUAAAAGAAUAAUUGCUCAACAAAAGGAAAGAUUUCUACGGUCAUUGUCAAGAUCACCAAAAGAAAAUAGUAUGGGAUCAAAAUAUUCCCAUUAAGCAUCAUCUCUUAACAUUACUUUUGAGUAAAUUAUGAGAGAAGCAACAUCAUUACUGACCUAGUUCAACUAUAAAUAGGUAGCAUGAUAGCUCACAUUUUUCUCAGAGCAGAGCCAAUUUGUGAAAUCAUAUUGCAUUCCCACAUUCAAGCGCAUUUGCAUACUUCUUUUCUAUAUCCUAAAGAAAAGAAAAAACAAACAAAGAAAACUCCCCACAUUCCAUAAGCAAAGACACAACUUCAGCAUGCAAGCUAUGGACAUUGUAAGCCGAUUAGUGGAGCAAAAGCCUUUGGUAGUCUUUACCAAGAGUUGCUGCUGCAUAAGCCAUUCAGUAACGCAACUCUUAGGCAGCUAUGGAGCAAAUGCAACUGUUUAUCAGCUUGAUGAAAUGUCUAAUGGACAAGAAAUAGAAACAGCACUCCAAAAGCUAGGGCUUCGGCCAGGUGUUCCUGCUGUUUUCAUAGGCCAAAAGUUAGUAGGAGGAGCAAAAGAGAUUAUUAGCCUGCAGGUCCAAGGAAGACUUGUACCGGCAUUGAAGGAGGCAGGAGCUUUAUGGGUGUAGAAUAAUACAAAACGCAUAUACCAACAUAAUUUUGAUACCAUAAUUUGCAAUUUUUACUAAGAGUAUUAGUUUCUUCUUAUUAAUUGCAUUCCAAACUUCGUAUUUCAGUAAGUUGGAAGCUACGGAAUUCAGUCUAUUUACAUACUGGCAGCCUUAGUGAACAGAAGUAUGAUUUUGUAGUUUUCUUUUUGCUUUGGUAUUAUAUUAUUUUAAGAUAAAUAAAGCGUCUCCUUUUCUGCUAAAUAAAUGUUGCUCUUGUUGUUUUAAUUGUUCAAUAAAAUUUCUAAUGGACAAGAUGUCUAAACUU